AUGGAUAUAAGAUAUAUAAUUGCGAGCCAUUUGGAAAAUGUUAUUCAAAAUCGACAAUCAACAAUAUGUGAACUUACUUUCAACACUUCAAUUCUUGCCGUUAAACUUAAUCGUCGUAGAUUGAUUGUUGUAUUGGAACAAACGAUCUUUGUUUACGAUAUUAGUAAUAUGAAAUUAUUGCACACAAUUGAAACUAGUCCUAAUCCAAAUGCAAUUUGUGCUUUAUCAUCAUCAAGCAAUGAUAAUUGUUAUAUAGCUUAUCCAUCACCCGCUCCACCACCAUCUUCAUUAUUUUCCAGCCAUGGCUCACAACAACCAUCCCCAUCUGGUGAUGUUUUGAUUUUUGAUGCCGUACAACAACAAGUUGUCAACAUCGUCCAAGCACAUAAAAGCCCUGUUUCAUGUGUAUCUAUCAAUUCAGAAGCGACUUUGUUGGCAACUGCUAGUGACAAGGGUACUGUCAUUCGAGUAUUUUCCAUUCCAAAUGCACAAAAACUUCAUCAAUUUAGGCGUGGCUCAUACCCAGCCCGCAUACACUCCAUUUCGUUUAACAUUGUAAGCACAUUAUUGUGUGUGUCAAGUGAUACCGACACUGUACAUAUUUUCAAAUUAACUGGGAAUAAUGGAAACCCUGUUGCUAAUGCAAAUUCAAGCAAUGGUGUUGCUAACGGAGCAGCUGUUACAACCGGUGCACGUCAUUCCGUUGGUAAUACUACAAUAGGAGGUUAUGAAGCUUUUAUUGAUGGAAAGAAAAAGACUACUACAGUCGGUGGUACUAUAAGACGUUCUUCGCUUCAUCUUGGACGUACUGUUGCUGGUAGUGUUGGUAAUUACCUUCCUGAUGCUCUUACUGAAAUGUGGGAACCUGCCAGAGAUUUUGCUUAUUUAAAAUUACCAAGUUCCGGUGUUCAAAGUGUAGUUGCAUUAAGCACUAAUGCACCACAGGUCAUGGUAGUCACUUCAGAUGGGUUUUUCUAUCAAUAUAAUAUAGAUCUUGAAAAUGGAGGUGAAUGCACGUUACUUAAACAAUACAGGUAA
Molecule: messenger RNA, 1038 nt
Organism: Entrophospora candida
Lineage: Eukaryota; Fungi; Glomeromycota; Glomeromycetes; Entrophosporales; Entrophosporaceae
Source: the annotation of a GenBank genome assembly